Molecule: messenger RNA, 3536 nt
Organism: Uranotaenia lowii
Lineage: Eukaryota; Metazoa; Arthropoda; Insecta; Diptera; Culicidae
Exons: 5
Coding region: 130-3363 (1077 amino acids)
Biological process (GO): signal transduction
Source: RefSeq, a predicted model, not a curated record
UGACCGUUGGCGAAAGUUUGUUUAUAAUUUUAUGAAGAAUCUUAACUUAAUUUAAAAUUUGGGCCAUUCUCUCAUUGUAAAACGCGGAAAAAAUAAAGUUUUUUACACAUAAGAUGCUUAGACAGCAACAUGGAUAAAAUAAAGUCGCACACAUUAAUCAGUGAUGUUAAAAAUAAGGACGAACUGUUCGAUUUGAUUGUUAGUGAAUUGCGCGGCCAUGGUAUCAAAUAUCGCAAAGAUAAACGAACAAAAUCUGGUCAGGACAAAGGACGCUGUAAAAGAAUAUUCAACGCUCCUUUGCACACACUGGAGCUGACUGAUGUGAUCCUUGCCAACGGAAGGGUUGCACAGGUUCCCCUGUUCGUUUCCGACGCAUGCCAACGAAUUCUGGAACAAGUAAACACGGAGGGUUUGUUCCGAAAAGCAGGAUCAUCAAAGCGACAGCAAGAGAUUAAGGCAAGCCUAGAAACUGGAAUUCCACUCGGAAAAUCACAUCACGUCAUAGAUGUGGCCAACUUACUUAAAUCUUUCUUCAGAGAUCUGCCCGAACCUCUCCUACCGACAGGAAAUAUUCAGGAAGCUCUGAUCCGCUGUCUUUUGUCGGGUGAGCAUAAGGUGUACGAUCUCAUGAUAACGUGUCUGCUGCUUCCGCCAAUCACACUUAAUACAAUGGCGUUUUUCAUGCAGUUUCUACACACCGUUUCAUUGCACUGUAGUGCUAAUAAAAUGACUAUCGAAAAUCUCGCCAUCAUUCUAACGCCAAAUCUUAUGCCGAUUGCCGAAAUGGUUCAGCAACGAUUGACAACUCAUGUAAAAAUCGUGCAGCUGCUCAUUGAAAACUCCCACGAAAUUGGCGUUGUACCAGAUACCAUUCUAGAGAAGCUUAACGAAUCCAACUACACUAUGAUGCGGAUACAAUCGGUUGAUACUGGCAGUACCACAGUUAACACCACCGAUAAAAAGAAGAAAAAACGACGCAGCGGAUCUCUGACGCGAAUGUUUCAUGGUCUUCGAAAAAUUGUCGGCGCUAUUGGAUCGUCAGAAAGUUUGGAUAAAACGGAUGACUUUCUUGACAAAGAAAGUACAACGAGUGGUACUACUCCAUGUCUGAACAAAUCCUCCAAAAAGCGGAAAGUUACCGAUGGAAUGCCAUUUAGUGCUAAGAAAAAGAAAGAGGUAGUUUCAUCACUUCCUGAUAAUCAAGAAAUACUGCCAUAUACGCCGAUUGCCAUCAUGAAGGAAGCCAAGAAAUCUCGGCUUAGCUUGGGUGGUGGUAACAAACACAAAUCAGUAAGUGGAAAAAACGCAGCUCUGCCCAUAACAUCUUUAGUUGAUGAUAAACCUAUGGAACGGCGGUGGAGUGUAGUCGGAGCUCCAUGGGCUAGGAAAAAGCCACACAAUCGAAACAAAACGACCGCUAAGAAAAAUGAUAAAAGUGCAUGCGGUUCCGGAAGUAGCGAGUUUGGUUUCGGAAACAAAACUGGACACGAAGAUGACGGGGAGGCGGCCAAAAUAUUGUCCGAACUGUCGCCAGUAGUUUCGCUUCCAAAUCUAUCUACUCCGGGAUUACAGAAAGAAGUAAAUUUAUUCGAUCAGCAAAAUGAUCAGCCAGUGCUUAAGGGGAAAGCAUUAUUCCAAGAUGAGGAUUCCGAGCGGAAAGAUGAGCAUGAUAACGAGGAAUACGUACGAAUUUCCAAAAGCGAAUACGAAGCCAUCAAAGAAAGAGUAUCAGCCAUUGAAACAAGGAUUUCUCAGGAGUUCGGUUCAAUUGUUGCUUGUGGGAAUGCAACAAAUUCCAACUGUGAGGUAAUCAGUUUGGAUCGAGUUGAGAACAAAUAUCAACAAGUCCUAGAACAAACGGAGCCUAUUGAGGCCAGCUGUUCCACCACAGAUCAACUAGCGAAAAGAUUAAGUCGAGAAUUGAAAAUACGGCGAAGUUCUGAGCAUAAAGUUAUGCGUUCACCAAGUGCACGAAAAAUUGGAACAAUUAGAAGGAGAUCGCGUGAAAAUGUUCGACUGUCUAGAAAUCAAUCUUGGCAUGUAGCGACUACUAGUGCAACAAGUACUAAACCAUGGCUGCCAAUUGUUUCAGACCAUUCAUUCUAUCCCAAGACUAAUUUAAAGCGUGGACGACCAAAUACGGUCCAAAGUGGUUUAAAACAACCUGAUUUAAGUCCUAGCAAGCCAAAGGAAGAUGAAAGUGUCACAACAUUUGACCAGAACAUAACCGACGAACAAAAAAAGCAAGACGAAAAGUGGACUUGUGCGCAAAGCUUUUUUGAUGAAUUAAUGGGAUCUCCGUCAAAACCAUCAGAACCAACGGAUGAAAUUUUCAAAACGCCCGAAGUAACAAUUACUCCUAGAAGAACCUCUCUUCGGUCGCUGAAUAGUUCCAAGAAAAACACUCCUCAUUAUGUGACUAAAAUUGAAGUAGGAGGUAUCAAAACGCCAAUGCUGCCACCAGUAAUACCACCACGGAAAACGUCAGCAAAAACACCAAUGUUUCCCCCAAGAACGCCUGGCCGAAUAGAUUCGGUAGUGCUUAAAACUCAUUUAACUCCACUACAAGAUGCCCAAUCUGGUCGAGCUUCAAUUGCACGUCUACGAAGUCAAAACGCCGGAAUGGUAAUGGCUAAAGCAAAACUGUUUGAUGGAAUGGUUUCAAAUGUAAAUCAACCUUCUAAACAUAACCCCCAGUUAAACAGGCGACAAAGUAAUAAAUUCACAGUGAAAACUAGCGCUGAUGGAAGCCAAAUACUUAACCCAGUGAUGCAAGUUCCAGAAAAUAUUCAACUGCGUCAAGUUAAAAAAGUUAGAAGCAUUUCGUCCAACGAUAACGCCAAAAGCCCUCGUCGAUUGAACACUCCCCGGAAACGAGCUAUUACGAAAUCUCCUCAUGGAGGAAUUAAUCGCAGGGAAAUAUUACGACUUGCUGCAAAAUCCCCAUCUGCUUCCAAGAUCCUGCAAAGCACGCCUAAAAUCAUACGUUCCUUGCAAAAUGAUCCCAACAUAUUGAAGAACAUGAAUGCGACCGAUCGUGAAAUGGUCACCGGUUUCUCGCUUAAUAUGUUUGACCUGGACAACAAAACACCACAGUUCAAAAAGCAAAUGAUUCGAAAUUCACCGAGGAGACUGAUUUCAGGCGCUAGUCCACAUGGUCGAGAAAAUAGACCACGCAAACAAACGCCGCUUAAAGCAACCCCACUUUCAAAACUGGCAUUGACAGCUGAGUUAUCUAACAGAAGCAACAACGCAGAUAAAAGCCCUCGAACCUACAAACGAGAAUCGCCACGAUUACUGGCCAACAUGGUUAAUCAAGCUCCUAGACGAUCAUCUAGUGCCAAUUCAUUGAUCCGACCUUAACAACAUUUGAAAUCAAUCCAAAGUAAUUUGGACGAAAAAAAAUACAUAUUCAAGCUUAGCUUUAGAAACUGUUCACGUGACACAAGAUUACGCAGUUGACUUUGCUGAAACAUCGAAAAAUUCAUUAUUAACUGCCAUUUUUAAAUCAAGAUUUAUUAAAUGCUUACAAUUGA